CAUUGGCCUCGGCCCAACGGCAUCAGCCAAGAGACAAAGCAGCAGCCUGUUAACUGCAGGUGGCACAUCAUGGCUCCAAAACAGCGUACAAAUACCUCAAGGAAAAAAUCUCUGUGUUUUUGUUUUGGUCGGGAAACGUGCUCAUUGACAUGGCAAAUAAGCUAAAACACGGAGCGGAGUUGGGUUCGCUGGAAUAUUUACAGGCGUCAGUUUGUUUUCAAAAAUCGUAAGUGACUUUGUUAAGUAGCUUUGUGAGUAAACGUGACCGUUUAGGCAACAUAUUCUGCUGUAUGCAUGCAAUAUAUAACAGAAUGUCAACAAAACAAUCACGGACCUCGAUGUCGAGUGGUGAAUGAUAUUGCCUCCACUCUGCAAAACACUGCCAAUGAUUUGUCUGCUGAAUACAAUUCUAAUGCAUCAGGUUCACCUGCUCCUGGAUGCUCAGUUUCACCAUCCAGCUCUUCAAGUGGAAGACGUGACAGUAGCUGUGAAACUUCGUUUUAUGACCAUGACUGGCAUUAUAGUUUUGAUGUUCCAUGGCAAAAAAUGCCAGCAAGUUUUAUGGGAAAGUUGCAAAAUGGCGAAAGGCCAAGUUGCUCUGAGAGAAGACAGUUGGUCCGCAUUGUUGCUUCUGAGAUCCUGGAAGUCAGCAAAUGUCCAGCAAAAAAACAUGUAUCAGAAAUAGCCCGACAAAUGGUGAUUGCAUACCCAAAGUCUUUCAGAGAUGAGAUUAAUUCCCAGGUUGUAGGAAGUGGAUAUGAUUCUCUCCUCAAACAACUGGUGUGUAGAAUUGACAAUUUGAAAAGAGCAAAAGCUAUUAGUAUACCACUUUGUGGUACUCUAGAAGUAUCAACAAAGAAACGAAAAUUGUUAUAUGGUUGUAUAAAUUCUGAUCCACAACUGCUAGUUGGAGAAACAUCUGAAUUGCAGCAGGAAAAGAAAGAGAAGUUGGUAGUAAUGUUUCAAAAUAAUGAAAGUGAUGUAAAGACAAUCUAUGACUUAAUGACUUCUACAUACACCCCUCAAAGAAACAGCAUCCAAUCUGGAAAGGAAACCAAAGAUUUACUUGAUGAGUGGCCAUAUCUUUUUCAGCCAGCAGGAAUGAAAGCACACUUUAAAGAGCUCACUGGCAUUGACAUAAACAACAGCUUUGAAGAAUCUGCUUCCAGUAAGUUCAGAAGAAUAUUGGACUACUUUCAAUUUCAGUGCACAGAAAGAGCAAGCAGAGCAGGGAGAAUCCUCACAAAGUAUAGAGCUGGAGGGGAUCAUGUUUGUGGGGCCGUGAUGUUGCUGCUAACCCAUUUCAAAAAUGACCAAGACCACUUUCUUGUGAUGGUAGAAGACACCUCUGUUCCAAGUGAUAUAUGCUCAGAACAGCUUCCAGCAACACCAUGUAUAGUAGUGUGUGGAGAGAACCCACUGACAGCCAGUGUGUACAUGGUAGCAGUGGACCAGAUAAUUGUAAAUGACCAUCUCUUGAGUUUUACAGAAGCCCUGUAUCUGAUGUUCUCUCUUUACUAUAUAUUGAACAUCAGUUACCCUGUAGAACUGGGAGCCACACUAGAAUUCUUGCAAAGGUGCAUCUUUAGGAUAAAUCCUCAUAAAGGUACCAAGGUGGAAAAGAGAGAGAAAAAGAGCGCGUACUCUGUCAAUCCCAGAGUAUUGAGUCUGACAUCAAAAAUUGCUGCAUUUGAUUGGGGAGAGUAACAGAUGUGGUCUUUCAGAAGAUUGACAUUUCGCUGAAGAACAGGACAGACCGACUUUUUGUACUUCAGUGCAGCGCUUUGUUGCUUAAAUCAUUUUUAUUACCUUGUGACGUGAUUAGGAUUUAGUUUAAAUUUAUUUAUUUAUUUGAUUGGGACAGUGCAUGUUAAUGAACAAACAUGGAAUACAUGCAUGUAAACAUGCUGGAUUGUAGCCAAAGGAUAAUUUCCAUCCGUACUCCCACGGGCUAAAAUCACACUGGUCACAAAACAUUACAUAAUAAAAUUUACAUCUACAGUUAGUACAUCGUUUAUCAAUAAAUUAGCUAAAGCCCCAUAUACAAUAUUCACAUAAUACUUGAAAAUUCAUUUAACUUCAAAAUUAUCAGAAUCCAGGCCCAGUGUUUUUGUUUCUUUUAAACUGAACACAUUUGUGUUCUGAAACAUGCUUUAUCCAUUUUCUCCAUGUGUCAUGUUCAGGAUUAUCAGAAUUAAUGUUUUUUUUUUUUUUUUUUUUUUUUUUUUUUUUUUUUUUUUUUUUAAUAAAUUGAACAAAUUUGUUUUCUAAAACAUGACUUUUGCUGGGAAGUGUUUUUCCAUUGUUUGAUCUUGAAGGUUUGCUAUAUAAUAAAAAGCUGAAGUUACUCUGGCUACCAUAAUUUAUUGUAUAACAUUUUACAAAAAUUUGUGUUUCAAGAGUAUUUUUAAUUAGUUUUUAGCAUUACUUCUGUCACACAGUAUACAAAGAUGUCCCUCUACAUUUGGUUUAAAUAAAUAAAUUCACUAGAAAAAGAUUAUGGCAUGAAAACAUGUAAGCCCAGAUUUGCUAACUAUUUGUGGCAGUGCACACUUUCUGAAUGUGUCAGGGUUUUCAGAAGACAUGAUAGAAAGGCAUGUACAGUGAUUAUUGCAUCUUUAUUGGAUAUGCAUUUGUAGGAAAUUUCCUUUAUGAAAGCGUCCCUUAACCCUUUUUGUGCCUGACCUGCCAGUAAUGGUUGCUAAUUGCACUUAUUUUUUAUUUGGUCAUUAUGGAAGGGAGCUGCUGCAAUUCUGUUCUUGCACAUUGAUAGUUUACUCGUAGAAAACAUUCAAAUUCAUCCUGAAGUUAGUUGUAUUUUCUCUGCCAAAAACAAUAUUAGCACAUUUUAAGUUAAGAUGCUUGCUAUUUACCUUUAAUGUGAUAAAACUGAAAAUCUGUCUUGUACUCUCAGGUUGUAUAACUUUCUUUGUGGU
Molecule: messenger RNA, 2936 nt
Organism: Carassius gibelio (silver crucian carp)
Lineage: Eukaryota; Metazoa; Chordata; Actinopteri; Cypriniformes; Cyprinidae
Exons: 6
Coding region: 295-1707 (470 amino acids)
Source: RefSeq, a predicted model, not a curated record